Messenger RNA from Sorghum bicolor (sorghum), 3358 nucleotides. Its product is annotated as pentatricopeptide repeat-containing protein At1g18900. NCBI's taxonomy places the organism in Eukaryota, Viridiplantae, Streptophyta, Magnoliopsida, Poales, Poaceae. Bases 403 to 2964 code for a protein of 853 amino acids. The record is from RefSeq and is a predicted model, not a curated record. Gene Ontology annotation, molecular function: protein binding. The transcript is spliced from 3 exons.
UCUCCUCACAUGAGCUGUUGGCGACUUUGGUUGUUGGCUUCCUCUCCUCCUCGGAUCCUUCCUGUUGCCGCCUCCUUCCUCCCCACCACCGGGCGGCGCGCCGCCCACCCAGCCACUCUCCAUGGACAUGGGCAUGGAGUUCUCCUCCUCCGCCCUCCAUCCUCCCGCCUUCUGCUAGGAGCGGCGCCGCGGAGCCGUGCGGCGUGGACUGGAGAUCCAGCUCCCCCAGCGUGGACCCGACCAACCAGGGUGCCAUCCCUCCUCGAUUUGGACUUGGAUUCACCUCGCCUUUUCUCUUCCUCUCCCUGGUCUGCCAUUGAGGGGUCACAUGUGUUUCAGUGGCGGUUAGAAGCCUACAACUCUACAUUGACGUGAAGUUGUGGUUGGAUUUAUUAACCGUUCAUGUUGAGGGCAAAGCAACUUGGCACCCUAACUCAGUGUGCACGAUCCUUCUAUCUUAAUGGAUCAAGGUGUGGUAGCACAGAUGGAGCUUCAUGCACAUGCCCUGAGGAUGAGACUUAUGCUCCAAACAGGCAGACUGCAACUGCUAUCGAGCAGAAGUCUCAUUCAACCCACAGAACAUCUGUGAAGAUUCAGCCUCCUGUACAAGAUGUUAUUGGAGCUACUGGCCACCCAGCUCCAGCUGUUCAUGCCACUACCUCACCUCCAGAAAAGGAGCCUGCAUCUAGUAACAGAAGCAAUCGUCCUCACAAUCGUCAGCAGAUUAUAGGAAGUGAUUAUGUACAGCCAUCUAAGCAGACAGCCAGAAGCAUUUCUCAAUCUGGAAUUGCUGGAGCUGGUGUAUAUUCUGAGCUGGUUAAUUUCAAGUCCUCAUCGAAUAAUGGAAGCAUUGAUCAGGCUCCACAGAUGGGUACUAACUAUUCUUAUCAGAUUUUAUCUGAUAGCCAUUCUUCUAAUAACAGGGCACGGAAUCAACUUAACUUUCCCGAGGGAAAGAUGACUUAUAACCCUUCUGUAAACAAUGAAUUUGGGAAGGGGUACCCAAGAGCUGGCUAUGCAAAGCCAAAGCAGAGUUCCUCAGGACCAUCUGUGAUGGUUUCCAGUUCACCAUCACAAAUAAGGAGCCAAGGGCAUCCUGGUCAACCCUAUGCAAAAUAUCAUUCUAAUCAUUUCAAUUCAGAUGCCAGGCGAGAUGAAAUACAAACUCGGAACCCAUCAGGUCCCAAUGUUUUUAGUGGUUCUGGCAACAAAAUUCAGGGUUCUACAGGAACUAUAAAAGCUCAUAGUGGAGCGCCCCAAUCUAGCUUAAGAUCAUUGAAGUCAUUGCGGUCAGUUGAGCAGUAUUACCACACACUGCAGCAAAUGAAAUGGGGUCCAAUGACCGAGCAUGUUCUGGAUAAUCUUCAUUGCAAGAUAGAUGCAUUCCAGGCAAAUCAAGUACUCAAGCUGCUUCAUGACCACACUGUCGCUCUUGGUUUCUUUCAGUGGUUAAAGAGGCAACCUGGAUUCAAGCAUGAUGGUCAUACUUACACAACCAUGAUAGGCAUCCUUGGGCAAGCCAGGCAAUUCGGUGUUUUGAAGAAACUUCUGGAUGAAAUGAGCCGAGCUCACUGCAAACCAACUGUGGUGACAUACAACAGAAUAAUACAUGCAUAUGGCCGUGCAAAUUAUCUUAAGGAGGCUGUUAAAGUAUUUGAGGAAAUGCAGGAAGCUGGUUACGAGCCUGAUCGGGUUACAUAUUGUACAUUGAUUGAUAUCCAUGCUAAAGCUGGAUACCUGGACAUUGCAAUGGAUUUAUAUGGUAGGAUGCAAGAAGUAGGCCUGUCACCAGAUACAUUCACAUACAGUGCCAUGGUUAAUUGCCUUGGUAAAGGUGGCCAAUUAGCGGCUGCUUAUAAGCUUUUCUGUGAGAUGAUUGAAAAUGGCUGCACACCUAACCUUGUUACUUACAAUAUUAUGAUUGCGCUCCAGGCCAAAGCAAGAAAUUAUGAAAAUGUUGUUAAGCUGUACAAAGACAUGCAGGUUGCUGGGUUCCGUCCUGACAAAAUAACUUACAGCAUUGUUAUGGAAGUUCUUGGUCAUUGUGGCCAUCUGGAUGAGGCUGAGGCAGUUUUCAUUGAGAUGAGGCGCGAUUGGGCUCCUGAUGAGCCAGUAUAUGGACUUUUGGUCGAUCUUUGGGGCAAAGCCGGCAAUGUUGACAAAGCACUAGGAUGGUACCAAGCAAUGCUUCAGGAUGGUUUGCAGCCUAACGUGCCUACCUGCAAUUCGCUCUUGAGCGCUUUUCUGAAGAUGAACAGAUUUCAAGAUGCCUACAUCGUGCUCCAGAACAUGCUUGCUCAAGGGCUUGUUCCAUCUGUGCAGACUUAUACCUUGCUGCUCAGCUGCUGCACCGAGGCUCAGGCACAGAUGGGUUUGUGCGGCCAGCUCAUGGCCAUAACUGGACAUCCAGCUCACAUGUUCCUGCUUUACUUGCCUGAUGCAGAACCUGGUGGCCAGAACGUCAGGGAUCACACCGGGUAUUUCUUGGACAUGAUGCACAGUGAGGACAGAGAGAGUAAAAGGGGUCUAAUGGAUGCUGUCAUAGACUUCUUGCACAAGUCUGGUCUCAAGGAGGAAGCGGGCCUUAUAUGGGAGGUUGCUGCACAGAAGAACGUGUACCCAGAUUCUGUGAGGGAGAAGAGCUCAUCGUAUUGGCUCAUCAACCUUCACUUGAUGUCUGAGGGCACAGCAGUGACUGCUCUGUCCAGGACACUUGCCUGGUUCCAUAGGCAGAUUUUGACAUUGGGCACUGGCCCUGAAAGAAUUGACAUUGUCACUGGCUGGGGCAGGAGGAGCAGGGUAACUGGAUCUUCGUUGGUUAGACAAUCGGUUCAAAAGCUUCUAAACCUCUUUGAAUUCCCAUUCUUCACCACCCGUGGAAAUACUGGCUGCUUUGUCGGCUGCGGGGAGCCACUUAACAAAUGGUUGCACAAUCCUUAUGUUGAACGCAUGCAUUUAUUGUAAGCUUGCAGUGAGGUCAUUGGCCAGGCCAGAAAUAAGGCACCUAUUUAAGCAGGCACAGUUUUGUGGAAGGAUCAGCUUGGGAUGAAUAAAGAUGUGCACCAUAUAUAGUUCUUUCCAUAGGGUGAUUUAGUCAGGUCAGGUGUAGUUUGGUAGCCAAAUAGUCUAUGCUUGGAAACUAUUUAGUGUGAUUGUGGUAACAUUUAGAGAUGGCAUUGUUCGUUUAGCAUAAAUCCCUAGAGUAAUUUCUCUCAAUUAGCCAGUGAGGAUUACUCAAUCAAGUGUUCCAUGUUCCAAUUCUUCAUUUUAACUUGAGUGACAGGUUGACAGCUGCUGCUGACAGGUAAUGUUGUUGAUGAACAAGUAUUGAUUAUUGAGAGUUGAGACAGAAGAAUCA